This is a messenger RNA of Ruditapes philippinarum (Manila clam), 2808 nucleotides long. RefSeq names its product T-box transcription factor TBX20-like. The transcript is spliced from 7 exons. The coding region runs from base 253 to 1872 and encodes 539 amino acids. Lineage: Eukaryota; Metazoa; Mollusca; Bivalvia; Venerida; Veneridae. Gene Ontology annotation, cellular component: nucleus. Gene Ontology annotation, molecular function: RNA polymerase II cis-regulatory region sequence-specific DNA binding; DNA-binding transcription factor activity, RNA polymerase II-specific. Gene Ontology annotation, biological process: positive regulation of DNA-templated transcription; heart development; regulation of transcription by RNA polymerase II. The record is from RefSeq and is a predicted model, not a curated record.
CAAGUGAUUCUAAAAAUCAUGCUAACAAUCUGUCCUAUGUUGCCAUCAAAAUAUUGUACGAGCUUUUUUUCUUAAAAAGGAUUUAAGGAUAUCAUCUUAAGCUUCAUUUUGCAUGGAUAAUAUAAACACGAACAUCUAUGGAAAACUAUGCUCUAUUCUGUAAUAUUCAAUAAAUGAUAAACAUAAUAAAGUUUUGUUUUACCUUGUAAGUCUGUGAUAUAUAGACAAACAUUAUUAAUUUUUAUUGAAAAUAUGGAUCACAUAAGCGAGGAUUCAAACUCUUCCGUCGGAAGUUACCGUGAACGAAAUAGUCCGCUAAACUUUUCAAAAUCCCAGUGCCAAAUGUCGACGAAAGCAUCGGCAUUUUCUAUUGACGCUUUAAUUGGUAAAAGGACGCUUGAGAAAAUGCAAGCAUGUGGUUUUUCGUCGGCAAAUUCACCCGACGAAGAUAAAGAUAACUGUGUUUUACAAAAAAGAACAUCGUGUGAUUCACCGCCAGCGAAACGAGUCCGACAUUCCGACGGAAUUCCACUAGCUCCAUUAGAGCGUCUUGUGGAAUCUGCCACUUCACUGAGCUCCCAAAAGUCCCCUAAUUCAGAAGAAUUGUCAAGCCCGAGAAAAGGGGACACACCCUCACCAACUUUUACCCCGAAGGUCGAGGACGAACAAGAUAGUGAGGAUAUUGAUGUUGUCAGUCCAACGGCGUCUCCUCCAUGUUGCAAGGAGCUAGUAGAUGUCGAAUGUCGUCUGGAAACAAAAGAAUUAUGGGAUAAAUUUCACGAGCUCGGCACGGAGAUGAUUAUAACUAAAACUGGCAGGCGCAUGUUUCCAACAGUCCGUGUAUCAUUUACCGGCCUUGACCCUGAUACAAAGUACAGUGUGCUCAUGGAUAUUGUCCCGGUUGACAACAAAAGAUACCGCUAUGCCUACCAUAGAUCUUCAUGGCUAGUGGCAGGGAAAGCUGACCCACCUUUACCAACAAGAUUUUAUGUACACCCGGACUCACCAUAUUUGGGAGAACAACUUGUGAAACAAACUGUGUCAUUUGAGAAAUUAAAACUUACUAAUAACAUGCUGGAUAAAAAUAGCCAGAUAAUCCUGAACUCGAUGCACAAAUAUCAACCACGUAUUCACAUAGUGAAGAAAAGGGACAGCACCCCAAAUCUCCCAUCCAUAACUACAUUAGAAGCUGAAGAAUUUAAGACGUUCGUAUUCCCAGAAACCACAUUCAUCGCCGUGACAGCCUACCAAAAUCAACUCAUAACUAAGUUAAAAAUAGACAGUAACCCAUUUGCUAAGGGAUUUAGAGAUUCGACGAGGUUGACAGAGUUUGAUUCGUUUUACCCAUCAAGAGAGAGCAUGGAGAGCCUAAUGCAGCAGCACACGUAUGCUCGAUCCCCGCUUAGAGCGUACACGGAGGCUGAAAUAGAGGAGUCACUCAAACAACACAGGGAAUUAUACGCCAGAGAAGACCAAGCGUCUAUGGAAAAGCAGGGUAUGAUGACGUCACCGUGGUCAAUGUGGCGUCCUAUACCUUCGUCACUUCUUGGAGGUUCCCCCUAUCCACCAACAGAUCGUUCUUUAUACACCUUAUACGGAGGACUUUUUGGACUAAAUAAUUCAAACUUUGUGUUUCCUGCACUUGGACUUCACCCCUUAAUGGCCGCGAAUAAUAUAAGUAAUAUGAGACUUAGAGAAGGGGUACCAACCACUUCUGGAUAUAAUUCAGAAAGCACUCCUGGUGCCCCGCUCCAUUAUCCAACAGCGCUUUACAGGUAUCAUCCUUAUUUGAACGCUGAGAAACUUUCUGCUCAGAAAUCAACACCUACGUCAUCAGAAUCGUCGCCAACAAUUGACUCAGCGAGACCAUAGUGUUGAAUUAUUUCCUGCGCAUGCGUGUUGGAUGCAAUUUAUAGAUAGUGCAAAAAUGUGAUAGUUAUGUCGAGUUAUAUGAUAUGGUAUAUAAACUUUGUGCCACCAGGAUAUUGCCAACAUUUCUGUUUAGUCGCAAACAUCGUUAUAUACAUGUCCAAUUAUUUAUUUCUGUUUUAGAGUGUAAUCCACGUUUAAAAUUUGUAUAAUGUAGUUGAAAUAGUCUCUCAAAGAGAAUUCUGUUGUAUGUAAAAUAUAGUACAAUAAUUUACAUGAUCUCCUGAAAAAUUCUAUAACAUAAUCCGUGCAAACACUGUUCUCUUAACGGAUUCGAAACUUCGCGGCAUGGUAUAUAAAUGUUAUAUUUUAUUGGGAGUUCUUUUAGUUUGAGUCUGAAAUGCAGCGUUUAGCCACACACAUAUAAUAUGCGCGGUUAAUUUUUUAUUGUCUAUAGUUUUGGAUCUUGUAGAAAAAAAACUAGAAAUAGUUCAUUAUUUUACUCUUAUUUCCGCGGCAAGUCAUGAAUAUGAAUUAUAUAAGACAUGUUUGAACAAAUACCUAAUUUUGGUUAACAUUUAUUUGUUAUUUUGUCCAUUUAAGAAACGUAUCUGAUUAUUUGUAUAUUGUUUUUGCUUUAUUUUUUGUUACAUUAAUAUUUAAAGUAGGACUUUCUGGAAAAUUAAAGCAUGAACUGUUUACAUUAAUUUAAUAUAUAGUUAAUUGGAUAUUGUAUUAUAUAACAUAUUUUCAUGACAAUAACUGAUGUAACAAAGUUGAUAUUUUGUUAUUAUAUUUAUUUCUAAUCAUAACAUUUAAAAAAGACAAUCAGGUUAAAAGAAAUCAGGAUAUGUAAAGUCGCUUCUUAUUAUUGUCUAACUGGAAAAUAUUCUAACGUUUUAAGUAUAUAGUGCGGAAUAACAGCCUUUUAGUUUUAAA